AUAUUAAUCGAAAUUAAUUUCGCAUUACCACCUCUGUUGUUUUUGGAAAUGCGACCAUUUGUCUGACGGACAGCCUCGAAAACUAGUAGUAGUAUUAGUUAGUGGUAAUGUUGACACUGUAGCUGGUCCGACGGCCAAUUUAAAGCCAUCAUACUAGUGUAUAUAUAUGUAUGUGGCCAUCCCUCUUGGCCAUUUAUACACACUAAUUAACCCCAUUCGUAGUAUAUCAAAGAUAUGGCUUCUAAACCAGGCGUCCUCACUGAAUGGCCAUGGACACCUCUCGGAAGGUUCAAGUACAUAUUGUUGGCUCCAUGGGUGUUGGAUAGCAUGUCUCCGUUGUUCUUUGAAACAAAUGGCAGGAAAUGGGACUUGAGUUACUCCCUCAAUUUUCCUUUUCUCUUGUGGAGAGUAAUUCACAACCAAAUUUGGAUAAGCUUUUCUCGUUUUAGAACCUCCAAAUCCAAGAAUAGGAUACUCGACAAGCCUAUCGAGUUCGAACAAGUUGACAGAGAAAGCAACUGGGAUGAUAAUAUCAUAAUGCAAGGCCUGAUGUUUUAUAUGGGACAAAAAUAUCUGGAGGGUGCUUCAAACCUUCCCAUCUGGAGAACUGAUGGUAUUGUCAUAACAAUUCUACUUCACACCGGUCCUGUCGAGUUCCUCUACUAUUGGCUUCACAGAUCUUUGCAUCACCAUUUUCUCUACUCUCGCUACCAUUCCCACCAUCACUCCUCCAUUGCCACUGAACCCAUUACUUCUGUGAUACAUCCAUUCGGGGAGCACCUCAUGUAUUUCCUACUGUUUGCGAUACCAUUGUUAACAAUGCAUUUUACCGGGACUGCUUCGACAAUAGGUCUUGCUGGGUAUAUCACUUAUAUUGAUUUCAUGAACAAUAUGGGUCACUGCAACUUCGAAUUUGUACCUUCUUCUCUCUUCACAACCUUUCCAUUCCUCAAGUACAUCUUCUACACCCCAUCAUAUCAUUCACUUCAUCACACCCAAUUCCGAACAAAUUAUGCACUAUUUAUGCCGAUGUACGAUUACAUAUACAGUACAAUGGACAAGUCUAGUAACACUCUUUAUGAAACCUCGCUAAAAAGGACGGAGGAAUCACCGGAUGUUGUUCAUCUAACUCAUCCAACUACACCGGAUUCAAUCUACCAUCUACGGCUAGGAUUUGCCUCUUUAGCCUCAAAACCAUACAUGAAAAGUGCUGAUAAGUGGUAUUUCAUCAUCAAAUGGGUCCUAUGGCCAUUAACAUUUUUAUGGAGCAUACUGUUUCAAAGGAUGUUCAGUCGCACAUUUGUACUCGAAAGCAACACUUUUGAUGAUCACCAUGUAACUAAAAAGAUGCUCAGGAUACAAACAUGGGCAAUACCAAGAUAUUCUUAUCAAUACAAAAGGUUGUCACGGCAAAGAGGAACAAUAAACAGUUUGAUUGAGAAAGCCAUACUUGAUGCUGAUAAAGCUGGUGUUAAAGUCUUAAGCUUAGGCCUCUUUAAUCAGGGAGAAGAAAUGAACAGAAAUGGUGAGGUAUAUAUUCAAAAGAAUCCAACAUUGAAAAUUAAGAUUGUGGAUGGGAGUAGCUUAGCUGCAGCUAUCGUACUUAACAGCAUCACUAAUCUUAAGACGCAGCAGCAAGUAGUUGUUAUGAUGAGAGGGAAACUUACAAAGGUGGCUUGUUAUUUGGCUUUAGCUUUGUGCCAAAGAGGAGUUCAAGUUGUGGUUAAGUUACAGAAGAGUACCAAAGAUUUUGAGAAACUCAGCUCACGGUUUUUCAGCACCUCGUCAUCGUCACAGGCGUCGUUAUUGGCAAAAAAUAAUUUGAUUCCCUCCAAAAAUUAUAACAAUGUUCAUGGCAACCGUCAGGUUUGGUUAGUGGACGAUGAAUUUAGCAGCGAGGAGCAUAUGAGUGCACCAAAAGAAACCAUCUUCAUUCCAUAUUCACAGAUCCCUCCUUGGUUAAAUUUCAAGAAGAACACAAAAGGAGCUGCUAAUAUUCUUCGCAAGGAUUGUAUUUACUAUAGUACCCCAGCCAUGAUAAUCCCUUCAUUUCUCGAGAACGUGCACUCUUGCGAGAACUGGUUGCCAAGAAUGGUAAUGAGCGCCUGGAGAAUAGCAGGAAUGUUACACGCACUGGAGGAUUGGGAAGGACAUGAAUGUGGGAACUGGUUGAUCACGGAGGAUGAUGGCAUGAUUGAUAAAGUAUGGUCGGCUAGUUUACGCCAUGGUUUCCGCCCUUAUUAUUUGCCCGUAUCUUGCACCAGCACUAUCAUCUCUGCUUAAUUAGUCGCCUAAUCAGCUAUAUCUCUUGUUAUCAAUUAUGUUCAGGAUUAUGAUUGUGGGAUAUUAUCUGUGGUUCUUCUACUUUCUUACUAUCCCUUUUUGUGAUGUAAGUAAACUUCUAAAUAAUAAUACAUGGAACUGAGAAUAUUUAUUAAUUGAUUAA
Molecule: messenger RNA, 2446 nt
Organism: Papaver somniferum (opium poppy)
Lineage: Eukaryota; Viridiplantae; Streptophyta; Magnoliopsida; Ranunculales; Papaveraceae
Product: protein ECERIFERUM 1-like
Exons: 9
Coding region: 235-2283 (682 amino acids)
Biological process (GO): lipid biosynthetic process
Molecular function (GO): oxidoreductase activity; iron ion binding
Source: RefSeq, a predicted model, not a curated record